GGAACGGACCCCGGCGGGCCUGGGAACCCUGGCUCGGCAGAGGUGGCCAGGUUAGUUCAGAGGGAGAGAAGGUAUGUUCAAAAGAAUACAUUCUCUAUGAAGAAAUUAGCAGGGAAGUGACAAUUCAAAGUGUGUCACCUGUGCUCAGAGCCAUGGUCCAAGGCACAAGAUGGCAGCUGGGUCAAAUGGGCAUGAAGAGUGGGUGGGCAGUGCAUACCUGUUUUUGGAGUCCUCACUAGACAAAGUGGUCCUGUCAGAUGCCUAUGCACACCCCCAGAAGAAAGUGGCAGUAUACAGGGCUCUGCGGACUGCAUUGGCAGAGAGCUCCCAGAGCCCCGACGUGCUACAGAUACUGAAGAUCCACAGAAGCGACCCACAGCUGAUCAUGCAGCUGCGUUUCUGCGGGCGCCAGUCCUGCGGUCGCUUUCUCUGUGCCUACCGUGAGGGGGCGCUGCGCGUCGCCCUGCAGAGGUGCUUGGCAGCGGCUUUGGGCCAGCCCUCCCUGCGGCUGCAGCUGGAGCUACGCGCGGGGGCCGAGCAACUGGAUGCUUGGCUGACUGAUGAGGAGCGCUGUGUGCAAACCAUCAUGGCCCAGAAGCCCGACCGGCUCCGGGAUGAGGAACUCACUGAGCUGGAAGAUGCGCUCAACAAUCUGAUGUUGGGCCCCGCGGGUCAGGGUGGCAACGCAGGGGUCACUCCAGCCUCUUCACAGUCCCUGACCUCCUCCUCAUUGGAGAAGCUGCCACCAUCAGCUGACCAGACCUUUCUGUUCCAAGGUCACCCUAUAGUGAACCGGCCGCUGAACCUGCAGGACCAACAGACCUUCGCACGCUUAGUGGGCCUCAAGUGGCGCAGGGUGGGGCGCUCCCUGCAGCGUGGUUGCCGGGCACUGCGGGACCCUGCUCUCGACUCACUGGCCUAUGAAUUCGAGCGUGAGGGGUUAUACGAGCAGGCCUUCCAGCUGCUGCGGCGCUUCGUGCAGGCGGAGGGUCGCCGUGCCACGUUGCAGCGCCUGGUGGAGGCCCUCGAGGAAAACGAGCUAACCAGUUUGGCAGAAGACCUGCUGGGCCUGGCAGAUUCCAACAGUGGCCUGGCCUAGGCUGGGGACCAAGGGUGUGGAGCACCUGGAUGGAUCUAGGGUUCCAGCUACUGCUACUGCUACUGCUGAUGCCUCCCCCUUCCAUCCAAGGGGCUCUGAGACCACAUGUAGCACUUCAGUUUCACUGAGCAGCUGGGGGCAAAGCUUCUCAAUGAAUCAAAGCAUCUCCUGAGCCUGCAGGGUGCACCAUGGUGAUCCUGCCACAGAGUCUUUGAUAGAGACAGAGUUUGUAUACCUUCCUUUUUGGCCAGCCCUCACUUCUUUAUUCAUAGAAAAAUGACGUAUUAAGUUCCUGGAACCUCUGUGUUCUAGGUAUCAACCCUAGUGCGGCAAAAACGGUGAGCAAGACACAGGAAUCCUCUCCCCAGCUCACAUCCAGAAGUGAUAAUAAAGGGUAACACUUUUGCACACAGUGAAUUGUGGGAGUGUGGAAGCCUAUUCCAGCCUGGGGGUAGACUUCAGGAGUACAUAAGUGGGAAUGAGUGUAGGUGGGAGUUGUGAAAAGGGAAGUGUUCUGGGCACAGCAGCCUUGGGCAGUGUCUAGAGGAAGGCAAAACAAAAGGGUGUGUAAAGUACAAAUUUAGGUCAGGAGUGGUGCAUGCUUAUAGUCCCAGCACUUGGGAGGCUGAGGCAGGAGGAUCAUUGCAAGUUCAAGGACAG
Octodon degus (degu) is the source of this 1759-nucleotide messenger RNA. RefSeq names its product TNFRSF1A associated via death domain (gene Tradd). Bases 170 to 1099 code for a protein of 309 amino acids. Gene Ontology annotation, cellular component: tumor necrosis factor receptor superfamily complex. The record is from RefSeq and is a predicted model, not a curated record. Gene Ontology annotation, biological process: extrinsic apoptotic signaling pathway; positive regulation of canonical NF-kappaB signal transduction. NCBI's taxonomy places the organism in Eukaryota, Metazoa, Chordata, Mammalia, Rodentia, Octodontidae. The transcript is spliced from 6 exons. Gene Ontology annotation, molecular function: transmembrane receptor protein tyrosine kinase adaptor activity.